This is a messenger RNA of Selaginella moellendorffii, 2958 nucleotides long. RefSeq names its product kinesin-like protein KIN-10A. The coding region runs from base 79 to 2763 and encodes 894 amino acids. Lineage: Eukaryota; Viridiplantae; Streptophyta; Lycopodiopsida; Selaginellales; Selaginellaceae. Gene Ontology annotation, cellular component: microtubule; kinesin complex. The record is from RefSeq and is a predicted model, not a curated record. Gene Ontology annotation, molecular function: ATP hydrolysis activity; ATP binding; microtubule binding. The transcript has 6 exons. Gene Ontology annotation, biological process: microtubule-based movement.
ACGCGCGCGCUAAUGCGAUCGAUCGCUGUUCUAGGUACCUGAUCGAUCGAUUUUGCGUUUCUGGGAGUAGAUUAGGCGAUGGGGAGUCAUCCGGUAGAGGUAGUAGGGCGCAUUCGCGGCCAUCCCGACGGCAAGGGCGAGCAAUCGUCGGCGCUGAGUGUUCUAGCGGGCGGCAAGUCAGUCCGGCUGCGAUGCGACCAGGGAUACAGGGAUUUCGUGCUGGAUGGAGUGUCCGUGGCCGAGGAGGAGAAUUUGAGAGCGUUCUACGCGAAAUAUGUGGAAGCCAGGGUCGAUGACGUGAGGGCCGGCGGGCGAUGCACGGUGAUGAUGUAUGGGCCGACUGGCGCGGGCAAGAGCCACACGAUGUUUGGAUCUUCCAAGGAGGCUGGAGUGGCAUACCUUGCUCUCCAUCAGAUCAUGAAGAGCAAGCUUCCAGUGCCGCACGGCAAUCGCACGAAUGUCACGGCCAAUGUUCUGGAGAUCUACAACGAGGAGGUGUAUGAUCUUCUCGCCAGUAACUGCGUGGCUAGUCCGGGGCCAAAGUCAUUAAAGCCCAUUCCAGGCCGGGCAAGGCUCGAGGUGCGAGGAGGAAAAGCGAAAAAUGCGACAUUCAUUUCUGGUGAAGAUCCCUCCAAGCUUGUGAACGAAAUUGCCAACGUCGAGAAGCGUCGAGUUGUGAAAAGCACCAACUGUAACAGUCGAAGUUCUCGGAGCCACUGCAUGGUUGUCCUGAAUGUUUCUGGAGCGGGUGGGAAGCUGAUCUUGGUGGAUAUGGCCGGCUCUGAGAAUUCUGAUCAAGCGGGAUCCAUUGGGUCGGAAGCUAAAAUACAGACUGGAAAGAUAAAUCAAGGAAACGGUGCACUAAGACGGGUGGUAGAGUGCAUUGCCAACGGAGAUCCUUACAUUCCUUACCGGGACAGUAAACUCACAAUGCUUCUUCAGGAUUCGUUCGAAGAGGAUGGGGCAAAGAUUUUGAUGAUUUUGUGCGCCAGUCCAGACAGCAGAGAUGCCUACAAGACAAUCUGCACAUUGGAGUAUGGAGCUAAAGCAAAGUGCAUCGUUCGACUUCCUUCUUCUCCACCUAAGGACAGAGCGACAUUUGCCGACGGCAUGGAAGCUGUGUUACUGGCUCGCCUUCGUCAUAAGGACGAGUGCAUUGAGAGGUUGCGCCAGGAGUAUGAUCAGAAGGAAAGGGAACGUUUAGAAAUUGCUCAGAAACUCAUCCAGCGGGAGGAAGAUUUGAAGGUACUGACGCUAAGGACCGAGAAGAUGGAGGAAGAAAAGGUGAAGAGAUUUGCGGAACUGCAAGGUGAAAUGGAACGUAUGAUGAAGGAGAAGGCAGACGAACUGAGAAGAGAAAUGGAACUUGAACUGCAACUUCAAGUUCACAAGAUUUGUCCUGAAAAUGGUCAGUAUCGACUUGCUGAGCUGGAGAAGGUAAUCCAAGAUCAAAGGCAGGAGAUCGCAGUGCUGCAUUUGAGAGCUGAGCGAGCAGAGUCUCAGGUUCAAGAGUUCCUUCAAGCAUCGAGUCAGGCAUGGGCUGAGUCCAACGACAUAGUGGAUAUGGAUUUAUCCAACAGCAUUUGCAUGUCAAGAGAUUUCACGAACGGCAGCACUGCGGAUGAUCGAGCAGGAGAUAGUUCUGUCGUAUUGGAAACACCUGCAUCAACAGACAAUGAGCGUGGCCAGGAAGAUCAAUCGGACAAGUAUGACACACCGAAAGAUGGAGUCAACCGGAACUUGUUUGCUCUGGAUAAAGUCCACAGCGAGGUGGAGGUUCCGUGGAGCGAAAUCGGGCUUUUCAAAACAGGUUGGCUACCAAUCAUACCUGAAGAGGCGGAUGAAGAGGCUUUGAAACCUGUCGAGACUUCGAGUGGAGAUACAGGAGAAGACACGCCGCAACCGUUAUGUCCAAGUAACCUUGAGAAGAAGUUCGAAUUGCAGUUUGAGGAUAAAGGUAAAAUUUCAAGCGCAGAAGUAAGUGUUGGGAGGAUCGAAGCAGUUGCCGUCUCUCCGGUCGGUACCAAGUCAACAAUCGAUCAUUGCACUUCGCAUGAGAGGGUUGCCAGCAGAAAGGCUCGAAUCGAGAACAUUUUCCUACUUUGUGGCAAUCACAGAGAGCUUGCCAAGAGUCCACGACGAGGUGACGCACCAUCUUGGGAUACUACUUCGGACAUCCAGGAUGGACAUCUUUCUCCAUUCCGUCCUCGCGACAGAGAUUCAUUGAAAGCAGUACUUGAUUUUCCUAGCACUCCGGAGGCACUACAUGCCGCCACAACGAUUUCGAACGACAAUAGUGAUACAGAGGUCUACGUCAAAUGGGAGUCGACAAAGAUGGCCGCUGGAAAACCGAUUUGCAGUGUCCGCGUUAGCAGCAGCACCAGCCUGGCAGAUCUGCGGACUAAGAUCGGCCUCCACGUUAUCUCUCCAUCGGACUUUUCGUUUUCUCUCGGCGACUUCGGUGGUGCUCCAAUCGACAGAGCGGCAGAAAAUGCACUUCUCGUGAGAUCGCUACCACUUCAUGAAAAUAAUCCAAACUGGAGGCUGGCGUGCUUGAGAACCUCAGCAACGUCACCAGCGAGAUCAAGCCCGAGCAGCCGGUCAACCCCGUUCAAGCCAGUGGAGAACCGCGCGACGUCAACCAGUCCUCCGAGCGCGUCCAGCAACAAGCUUGUGGAAGUCCGCGGAGGGGAAGAGAACAUCGCGCCUGUAGCAGAAAUAGACGUGCUUUCAAGAGGUGCAGUUUUCUUUUGCAAACACUAGACAGAUUUCUUGCUAAGUGCCUGCUCUUUAUGUUCCAGUUUGUGCGAGGUAGCUGUACAGUGGUGUGUGACAAAAACAAGCUUAAAAGCGUCAUUUCCAGGUAGCUCUACUCGAUAUUACGAGUCCACAGAUCUCCGUUUGCGCGCGUUUUUUGAUCACUUAAUAAGGCCAAAUAGAAAAUACUGAUUGUGGUCU